Molecule: messenger RNA, 2176 nt
Organism: Ceratina calcarata
Lineage: Eukaryota; Metazoa; Arthropoda; Insecta; Hymenoptera; Apidae
Product: pre-mRNA-splicing factor CWC25 homolog
Exons: 2
Coding region: 399-2084 (561 amino acids)
Biological process (GO): mRNA splicing, via spliceosome
Cellular component (GO): U2-type spliceosomal complex
Source: RefSeq, a predicted model, not a curated record
CAAUGGGAAGCUCAUAGACAUGGACGUCACAGCUAGGGAUACCAAUUCUCUUCGCGUAAAUUAUUUUGUUACUGCCAUUGCUGCCAGUCAACUGCAACUGCCUCGACCGCGACUGACCGCGACCGUGCAUUGCAUGGCGUGCAAAACCGUGACAGUGAACGUAAGUGAACGUGAAUUAAUUACAUCGAAUUAGGUAAGAUGUGAAUGCAUUAUAAAUGGCAAUAAAUCACACGUUACGAAGAAACACUGUUCGUUACUUGGUUAUAAUCGAUGAAACAGUUUAUCUGUAAUUGUUGAAUUGCUACGAUACUGUGGUGCGUGCUCUUCGCUCUUUAAUCAAUCAGAAAUGGGUGGAGGAGAUUUGGUAGAAUUUGAAGAAAUCAUGGCAUCCAUCUACCAUGAAGAAUAUGGAAAAGGUGUGGAAGGCAGAGCAGCAGGACAGUCGAGAGAAGAAGAAGAUAGCCGAACUGAAGAAGGAAAUAGAAAUGGAGAAGGACAGAGAAGAUAUAAAGAAGUAUGCGAUGGAACAGGGUGUAAUAGAGAAGAAAGAUGACAAGAAAUUAGAUUGGAUGUACAAGGGACCCAAUCAGAUGGUCGACAGAGAAGAUUAUUUACUCGGGAAGCCCAUUGACAAGUCUUUCGAACAAUUGGCUCGAGUAGAAAAAGAUGUGACUGCUGCAACUCAGAAUCCAACAUCCAAAAAUCAUGUCGAGCACGAAUGUAUCCCACCAUCGCUACGUUUCUUCUCUGGCAACGAGCAAGUCGACUUGGCAAGAAAGAUGCAAGAGGAUCCUUUGUACGCCAUAAAGAAGAAAGAGAUGGAAACGAGGAGUCAGCUGCUAAAGAACCCAGUUAAACUGAAGCAGUUACAACAGUUGUUGGAGCAGCAGCAGGAGCAGUCGAAGAAAAUGAAAACUGAAAAGAAGAUUAGCAAAAACCAGACGAAGCGAAAGAGGAAGGACAAGAAAAUGAAAAAGCGCAAGGAGGAUAUCGACAGUGACGAUGAAGCACAAUUGGAUCUGUUACUGGCUGCUAAAUAUAAGAAAUUGAAGGAAAGAAUCAGCGAUAAAGAUUUAAUCAAGUCGGUGAAGAGAGUGAAGAAACGUAAGCAAAAAAAGAAAUUGAAAAAGAAGAACGAUGGUUCGAGUAGCGAGUCGCAGAGCGACGAACGAAGCGAAGAAGAUUCCAGCGACGAAGAGACGAAGGGAUAUAAGAAGAGAAAGAGUAAAGAAAGCAUUUGUCAAAUUAAGAAACACGGUAAGACGAAGAAGAAAAAACAUGGUUUCCCAAGUGCUGAGGGCCGAGCAGCAGCAGUAGCAGAAGAAGAAGAAACGGCGGCGGCGGGGGAGGAGGAGGAACACCAGAAAGAAGAACGAAAACGUAAGAAACAUGGUACUCGCUCGAGUUCAAGCGAAGAAAGUAACUACAACAGAUCGGUCGUAGUAGGAAAAAGAAAAAGUAGGACGCAUAAAAGAAAUAGUAGCAGUAGUAGGAGUAACAGCAGCAGCAGCAACAGCAGAGACAGUAGUAGUGAUGAUCGUAGGGAGAAAGACCGCAGCUCAUUCCGCUCAAGAAGUCGUCGUCGUCGUUCAAGGAACAAGGAACGGGAAGACUCUCGUCGGGAUAUCAACUACCAUAUCCAGACGACGACACUGAACGCUGAAGACAGGCACAGAACUGUUUCAAACCGCGAAUCAACGCAUAAAAGGGAAACAGUAAAUUCUGGAGAAGUAACUAGAAAAAAAUAUUAUAACGAAGAUAGGAGGAGGAGGAACGAAGAUGGAAAACGGAACCCAGCCAAGGAACAGAAACAAGCUCUCACGGAGGAAGAAAAAGAACGACGUAGACAAGAAAUGAUAGAGAAUGCAACGUGGCGAGACAAAGAACGAGAACAAAAUGUUAAAAAGUAUCGAGAAGAAGAGAAGCAAGAGAUGGACAGUGGGAAAGUGUACAGUCAAGAUUUCGUCAGAAAACAAUUAGCGGUUGCUGCCGAAGUAGGUACCGUUGCUUCGAGAAUUAAAGCCAACAUAAACAAUAUACAACGGUCUGGUAGAGCGAUGGAUACGAAUUUUGCUAAAAGAUGAUUUUAACCGGGUCGAAUCAAUCAAAUUUUUGUACGAUUCUGUAACGUGUCUCGUCGUCACGAACAAGUAUUCUAUUUUACAAACAGCAACAA